Gambusia affinis (western mosquitofish) is the source of this 6226-nucleotide messenger RNA. It is a transcript of the gene scrib, whose product is annotated as scribble planar cell polarity protein. Gene Ontology annotation, biological process: neurotransmitter receptor transport, endosome to postsynaptic membrane; neurotransmitter receptor transport postsynaptic membrane to endosome. NCBI's taxonomy places the organism in Eukaryota, Metazoa, Chordata, Actinopteri, Cyprinodontiformes, Poeciliidae. Bases 850 to 6162 code for a protein of 1770 amino acids. The transcript is spliced from 39 exons. The record is from RefSeq and is a predicted model, not a curated record. Gene Ontology annotation, molecular function: protein binding. Gene Ontology annotation, cellular component: postsynaptic density; adherens junction; postsynaptic membrane.
GGAGGUAAGCGCGGCUGUUACUGAAGCUCCUGCUCUCUCUGCUUGGAUUCUACCAACCCUGGGGUCGGACGAACACCGUGUGGUCACUUUUUGUGACUUAUUCUGGGAUGUUGCUGCCACACACAGUCGUCCCGUGCUUUUUGUAGUUUUUAAAGCGCUGUCUGUUAACGACAGCUCCACAAAGACGUCCAGUCUCCUCCUAGCCGACGCUGGCUAACUGUGACUAGCUUCCUGAGGACGAACGCAUCAUUACGAGUUAAUCUCCGCUGACUCGUUUGGCGUAAGCCGCUUGGUCAUAGCUGUUUAUCUAUAACUCGGUGACUAAAGUGGAUGCUUUUAGUCGCCCUCUCAUGACUGCGGCGGAUAGGGCAGCGUUUCGCGACGCGGGGUAUUCGGAAGAUUGAUUUUCAGUUAGCCUCGGCGGCGGAGCUUCGGGCUGCUUCGGGGGAUGUUGGCGGCGGCGGUAGCAAAGCAAGCUAACGUCGGUUGCUCCGUGUGAAGGAGGGGAGUGUAAGAAAGUGAGGGACCACUUCAAGCUCAUCCGUGAGGAGCUUCAUUUCCUUUCUGUUGGGUUAAAUUCCGGAUUGGAUGUCGCUGGGAGAAUCCCGACAAUUUUCAAACAGAACCGGACACGGAAUAUACAUCAGAAACAGAUCGAAGGGAUUAUUUUUGUGCUUCUUCAGGUGGAUUUCGGCCUCCUAUUCUGGAUCAUUGGGGGAACAAAUUAAGUGUUUUGACACUGACUUAAUCUCCCUCUCCCAGUUGGCGACCUCUUCCCCCUCCCGCUGCACCCUCUAAUGCGGAGAUCUUAGUAGCACCGGCAUCCAAAUCCCCCUACGGCGGCCGGUCAUGCUGAAGUGUAUCCCCUUGUGGCGCUGCAAUCGCCACGUCGAGUCGGUGGACAAGCGCCACUGCAACCUGCAGACUGUCCCCGAUGAGAUCUUUCGCUACAGCCGCAGCCUGGAGGAACUUCUCCUCGAUGCCAACCAACUCAAAGAGCUACCAAAGCCUUUCUUCAGACUAUUAAACUUACGGAAGCUCGGCUUGAGUGACAAUGUGAUCCAGAGACUCCCUCCUGAGGUGGCCAACUUCAUGCAGCUGGUGGAACUGGACAUCUCCAGAAAUGAAAUCCCAGAGAUUCCUGAGAGCAUCAAGUUCUGCCGGGCCUUGGAGAUCGCAGACUUCAGUGGAAACCCACUCGCCAGAUUGCCGGACGGCUUCACUCAGCUGCGAGCGCUGGCUCACCUUUCCCUCAACGAUGUGACGUUACAGACGUUACCCAGCGACAUUGGAAAUCUGGCCAACUUGGUGACACUCGAGCUCAGGGAGAACCGGUUGAAGUCUCUGCCUACGUCGCUCUCUUUCCUGGUGAAACUGGAACAGCUGGACCUUGGCAGCAAUGAACUGGAAGUUUUGCCUGACACACUCGGUGCUCUCCCCAACCUGAGGGAGCUGUGGUUGGACCGUAAUCAGUUGUCUUCAUUACCACCUGAACUGGGAAACCUUCGGCGGCUGGUGUGUCUGGACGUCUCUGAGAACCAUCUGGAUGAGCUUCCUUUGGAGCUGAACGGCCUGCUGGCUCUCACCGACCUGCUGCUCACACAGAACCUGCUGGAGGUCAUCCCAGACAGCAUAGGUUGUUUAAAGCAGCUGUCCAUCCUGAAAGUGGACCAGAACCGACUAACUCAGCUGACAGACUCUAUAGGAGAGUGUGAAAACCUCACCGAGCUUGUCCUGACAGAGAAUCAUUUACAGUCACUUCCUCGCUCGCUGGGCAAGCUGAAGAAGCUGACAAACCUGAAUGUAGACCGGAACCGGCUCGGCAGCGUGCCCAAAGAACUCGGCGGCUGCGCCAGCCUCAACGUCCUCUCGCUGAGAGAUAAUCGCCUGAGCAAACUGCCCGCUGAGCUGGCAGACGCCACCGAGCUGCAUGUGCUGGAUGUGGUCGGAAACAGAUUACAAAACUUGCCUUUCGCCUUGACAAACCUCAACCUGAAGGCCAUGUGGCUCACAGAGAAUCAGUCGCAACCAAUGCUCAAGUUUCAGACCGAAGACGAUGAGCGGACAGGAGAGAAAGUGUUGACCUGCUAUUUACUCCCCCAGCAGCCAUCGCCAAGCCUCGAGAACCUGCUGCAGAACAGCGUGGAUGACAGCUGGACGGAUAGCAACCUGAACAGAGUGUCCGUCAUUCAGUUCCAGGAGGAGACUAAAGCUGAGGAAGAGGAAGAUGACGAAGCUGCAGCAGAGCGCAAGUGCCUCCAGCGCAGAGCCACCCCUCAUCCCAGUGAGCUGAAGGUGAUGAAGAAGGGGAUAGAGGACAGGAGGAAUGAGCCUUACACAACUAGACCCGAUGGAGAAGAUGAGUCACCUGACCCACAGGUGAAACGACUGAGCGACCUUUCAAAUCAGAGCCAUGACUCUCAGGUGUCCAACAGCACGCUGUCGGCCACGUCCCACGAGGAGAGACACAACCUGGUGGCUCCCUCACAGAGAGGGGAGCUGGUGAACAACCAGUCCCCCCAGGAGGAGGAAUACCUGGAUGAGAUGGAGGUGGAGUACAUUGAGCCAACCGUGCACUUUGCAGAGGAACCGAUUAUCCGGGGCGGAGAUGAGGACGACGAAGACGACAGAGAGAACGGCGAGAGGAGCGAUGAAGACGACGACAGGCCGGUGAUCCACCCGGAGAGGCAGCGGCUGAUCAGAAAGGACACGCCGCAUUACAAGAAGCACUUCAAAAUCAACAAGCUGCCCAAACCCGAGGCUGUGGCGGCGCUGCUGCAGGGCUUCAGUCCUGAAGGGCUCAACUCCCCGACACGGGCUGCAGAGGAUGAGCCGAACGAAGAGGAGGAGGAGGAGGAGGAUCAGAUUGUAGGCACCCCUCAGCUCCAUCACAGACUAGAAGAGCUGGACGACAUCCGGCAUCAGGGCAACUCCAGCCAAGUAAAGGGGGUGUCAUUUGAUCAAGUCAAUAAUCUGCUGAUUGAACCUGCUCGAAUUGAGGAGGAAGAGCACUCGCUGACUAUCGUUCGACAGUCUGGUGGGCUUGGUAUCAGCAUUGCUGGGGGAAAAGGAUCUACGCCUUACAAGGGAGACGACGAGGGAAUCUUCAUCUCCAGAGUAUCAGAGGAAGGUCCUGCAGCAAGAGCAGGAGUGAAAGUGGGAGAUAAGCUUCUAGAGGUGAACGGGGUAGACCUCCAUGAAGCAGAGCAUCACACUGCAGUCGAGGCUCUCCGCAGUUCCGGGGCAACGGUUUCCAUGACGAUACUGCGCGAGCGCAUGGUGGAGCCUGAGAACGCCAUCACCACCACGCCGCUGAGGCCCGAGGACGACUACUUCCCACGGGAGAGGCGGAGCAGCGGCCUCGCCUUCAAUCUGGAGAGCAGUCCUAGCGGACCCCGGCAGAGGUUCUCCACCUGCCUGAUCCGGAACGACAAAGGCCUUGGGUUCAGCAUCGCCGGGGGAAAAGGCUCCACACCGUAUCGCACAGGAGACACUGGAAUCUACAUUUCCAGGAUUGCUGAGGGCGGAGCGGCACACAGAGACAGCACGCUGCGAGUCGGUGACAGGGUGAUCUCUAUCAAUGGUGUAGACAUGACAGAGGCCAGGCAUGACCAGGCAGUAGCGCUCCUUACCGGCACCUCCCCCACCAUCGCGUUGCUGGUGGAGCGAGACCUGAGCGCGCCGGGGGGCUCUCCGGGUCAGAACCGGGCGCGGGCCCAUUCCCCUCCGCCCCCAGAACCCUCCGCCUCUCCAGACCAAGAUGAGGAAGGCCUUCAGGGGAACCACAUGGGGAAGCUGGAGGACGAGUAUCCCAUUGAGGAGGUGACCCUGAUGAAGUCAGGCGGCCCUCUGGGACUGAGCAUCGUUGGAGGCAGUGACCAUGCCAGCCACCCAUUCGGCAUCAAUGAACCUGGGGUCUUCAUCUCAAAGGUAAUUCCUCACGGUUUGGCGUGUCAAAGCGGCCUGCGAGUCGGCGACCGCAUAUUAGAGGUGAACUCCAUCGACCUGCGGCACGCCACACACCAGGAAGCCGUGCGGGCCCUGCUGGCUAACAAACAGGAGAUCCGCAUGUUGGUGCGGAGGGAUCCUUCGCCGCCGGGGAUGCAGGAGGUUCUGAUCCAAAAGCAGCCCGGUGAGAAGCUCGGGAUUAGCAUUCGCGGAGGAGCAAAAGGUCAUGCUGGAAACCCCUUUGACCCCACAGAUGAGGGCAUCUUUAUCUCCAAGGUGAGUUCGACCGGCGCAGCAGCCAGAGAUGGACGGCUGCAGGUCGGCAUGCGCAUCCUGGAGGUGAACAACCACAGCCUGCUGGGAAUGACCCACACAGAGGCGGUCAGAGUGCUUCGUGCGGUCGGGGACUCUCUGGUCAUGCUGGUGUGUGACGGCUUCGACCCGCGGAAAGUCGCAGCUGUUGAGGCAUCUCCCGGGAUCAUCGCCAACCCGUUUGCAACCGGCAUCGUACGCAAGAACAGUAUGGAGAGCAUCUCCUCCAUAGACCGAGACCUGAGCCCAGAGGAGAUGGAAAUCAUACAGAAGGAGUCUGAGAUGGUCAGAGAGACAUCGCAGUGGGAGCGAGAGGAGAUGGAGAAAGUGGAGCGUAUGCGUUUGGAGCGUGAGGAGGCAACUCGCCUGCUAGAAGAGGAGACGGAGAACCUUGGCACUGGACCUUUAAAACUUGACUACAAAACCCUGGCUGCUCUCCCCACCACCAGCCUCCAGAAAGUGAACAGGUUCUCUGCCUCUGUUACUCUGACUGCCCCCAUGGAGGCCCCCCUGUUGGCCAAUCACGGAGCCCCUAUAGAGCCCUUUGGGUCGGCCAAACACACCGAACCCCUCAUUGAUUAUCUCCACCAAUCGCACAACGGGACGUCCAGCGUCCCUGAGAGUCCAGCUGUUGACUCGACAGUUUCUCCUGAGGAGGAAGAGGAGUGCCUGGUGGACUCGCAGCCCAUGUGCUUUAAUGAGAACCCCUUCCUGGUGGCUAACCGUAGAGGGAAAGGCCUUCCAACCGGAGAGCGGAUCCUGUCAGGGCCUCCGGUGGGCUACGGCCGGCAGGGGAAGCUGCAGCCCUGGUUGUUCAGCAAGGCAUCUUCAUCUGAUUACACCAGAACGGACAGCCCAGUCAGGGAAGCACCAUAUUCUCCCACUAUCCAACCGCUCAGCCUCCAUUCCUCCAGCAGCUCCCUGUGUGCAGGCAGGGAGACCCGCUUUGCAAACAUUCAUUUCACUGCCACUCCCACUGCUAAGGACAGCAAUUCAUCAUCAACGCGGCCUGGAGCCAUCCAGCCAGUCGGACGCGCGUGGCCCACCGCCUCCCCCGGCACGCCGGAGGGCCGCAGCCCUAACCCCUUUCAGCAUGGCCCCUCCCCGUUCAACUCCUCUCCUCGCGCCCCUUCCCCCUCUUCGCCCGAUGAGUUCCCAAUGAAUGUCAAGCAGGCAUACAAGGCGUUCGCCGCCGUGCCUCGCUCGCUGGCAGUGCUGGAGCCGCCGCAGGAUCUGUAUGGGGUGAGGAACAAUUUUCACCCAAAGCAACCUUCACCAGAGCCUGUGCUGAACGACGAGGUGUUUGAUGAUAGAAGUGAAGGUCAGGAAGGGGGUGGUGAGGGCCUGACCAGCAGGGUCUCCCCCCGGCCCUCUCUCUCCUCCGAUCGACGGGACUAUAUGAGCCUGGCUGCCGUGCCGCGCUUCUCUAGAACCUCCAUGGAGCAGCAGAGUCCAUCUCUUGGAGGUAAGAAGACCCCGGAGCAGCGCUCGUUCAGGGACAGACAGAAAUACUUUGAGAUUGACGUGAAGCAGCAGACGCCAGAGAAACCCAAACCCAGAGUCUCCCUCGUCGGAGAGGAUGACCUCAAGAAAAUGAGGGAGGAGGAAGAGAGGAAGUUUGAGCAGCGAGCGCGGGAGUACCUGAUGGACGAAGACGAUGAGGAUGAGGAAGAAGACCUGGCUAAGCAGGUGGAGCACAUGAAGGCUACAGGAAAGGUUUUGUUAGACGGGGUUGAGUACAAGGUGGAGCCCGUUUCUACCCCGUCUCAGCACUGCUCCACUCCACUAAGCUUCACCGGCAGCUCCGGACCUUCUUCGGUAGAUGGGAAGGGCGACUCUCAGAGAAAUUCACUGGAGGACAGCUUCAAGUUGGAGCAGAGACCAAACUCCAUGACAGGGUGAUUACAGUUUUUAAAAGUCAUUUCUGAAUGUCUACAUGCAUUAGCUGCCUUAUAUAUUUAUAUCU